AUGUCGUCCUCCAGUGAUGCCAGCCCCAGCAGCUGGAUCACUGGCAGCUACACCGGCGACAGUAAUGGCCUGCGCAUCACCAUCGCAACCUUUAUCGGGGUCGCGUGGUACAACGUCAUCGAGCUGAUUGUCGUCAUCUUCCUCACCUUCAAGCGCUACCGCGGUCCCUACUUCUGGAGCAUGUUGAUAGCCUCGUUCUUCGCCCUGACCACCGCGACAUGGCUCCCGAUCGUCCUGCUCACCAUCGGAUGGUGGACCAUGGUUACCGGCCAGUCAUUCGUCCUGUACUCCCGGCUGCACUUGGUUCUCGAGAACCUCCGGAUUUUGCGCCUGGUAAAGGGGAUGAUUAUCGCGAACAUCUUCUUCCUCCAUAUCCCGACAACCGUUUUGACCUUCGACGCGAAUUUCUCCCACACCGACGCCUCGGUGCGCGGGUACGAUAUUAUGGAAAAGAUUCAGCUGACCGGCUUCUGUGUCCAAGAAGUGAUCAUCUCCUGUCUAUACAUGUGGGAAACGUGGCGCCUGUUGCAAUUGAAUCCUGAUCGUGGGACCCGGAAGACGAUCAUCCAGCUGCUGGCGGUCAACGUGUCUUGUGUGCUCAUGGACAUCGCGCUGAUGGUCAUCGAGUUCAUGAAUUUCUACAUCUACCAAACUACCCUCAAGGCUACGCUCUACAGCAUCAAGCUGAAGCUGGAGAUUGCCGUGCUGGGAAAGUUAGUCAAUGUCGCCCACCGGCAUGUCUGGCAAUCGUCCUUUGAUCGCGUUGGCGGCCCCCGCUACCCCUCUUUUGUCGAUCCUUCUCAGCUCAUGACCGACUACAACCACGCCGACUCUUUGCCUACGAGCCGAGGUUCGAAAGGGCAUGCAAACGGUCUAGAAGACGUGGACUGUGACGAUUCUCGAUGA
This is a messenger RNA of Penicillium chermesinum, 906 nucleotides long. RefSeq lists its product as uncharacterized. The transcript is spliced from 2 exons. NCBI's taxonomy places the organism in Eukaryota, Fungi, Ascomycota, Eurotiomycetes, Eurotiales, Aspergillaceae. Bases 1 to 906 code for a protein of 301 amino acids. The record is from RefSeq and is a predicted model, not a curated record.